CUAAAAAAGAAAUAAGGAGAAUGAGGCGAACCCAGCUCUUCCUUGGAGACAAACUACACAAUCUACCUCUUUUCCCUCUCCAGAAACUGGCAAUAGUCUAAUUCCUUUCAGCAACAAAAAGAAAGGGGGAAAAAUGGGCCGCCAGGGGGUGCGAAAGUUGGUAGAUGUCAAAGUUGAUGUGGCUUAAUGCGGGGAUGAGAUCUCAACUGAUUUCCCAGUGGAGGUGGGGCAAAUUCAGAUGGAGCUGGCAGACUUCUGUUCACAAGUUCCAAGCACAUACCCUGGGACAGAAGGGGAUCAUUCUACUGAGCGGGCUUUGGUGGCUAUCCCUCAACAGCCACACCUUCGAUGCUGAUUAUAGCCUGGAACUAUCAGGGGAUGGGACGACCCCUGACAAUCCAGAACCUCCGAGGGUUAUGUAUAACCCAUCGCCCCAACUUAGUCUUCCUUAUGGAGACGAAGAAUAAAAGCUCCAAACUAGAGAGAAUCAAGCGGUGCUUCAACUUUGCUCACUCCUGUUAUGUUGAGCCGGUAGGGAAUUCAGGCGGCUUAGCUUUAUGGUGGGAUGACAACCUCCAGUUAGAUGUGAGACAGAAGACCAAGCAUCAUAUUCGGUGUGUUGUUACUUUAUCUAACCGCCUCAUUCAGUGGGCAACAUCCUUCAUAUAUGCUCCAUCUCAACGAAGCGUGCAUAAAGAGUUUUGGGAAUCUUUUAGAAAAAUUGCUGAAGGAAAUCAAUACCCUUGGAUGUGUAUAGGGGACAUUAAUGAAAUAGGCUCCUGCUCGGAAAAGCAAGGGGGAGUAGCAGUUCGGAUGAGUCAGGUGCAGAAGUUUCAAGAAUUACUAUCUGAAUGUAAGUUAAUGGACCUAGGAUUCAAAGGGGCUGCGUACACCUGGUCGAAUAACCAAAUGGGAGAACACAAUGUUCGGGAGCGAUUAGAUCGAGCUGUUACUUCUAUGGAAUGGCGCGUCCUCUACUCUCAAGCCCAGGUCUCAAAUGUUCCAACUUGUCCAAAAGCUCAAAUCCUGUAAGAUUGAUCUGCGUAGUUGGAGCCGUGAAAUGUUUAGGAAUAAUAAAUUUCAAUUAGCCCUCCUAAAAUCCCGACUUGAUGAGGUUCAGGGAAAACCUCCAUCAGAGGCUUAUAUGCAACAUCAGAACCAACUUAAGCGGGAGAUAGAAGUGCUGCUCGGACGAGAGGAAAUGUAUCUGCACCAAUGUUCCCGUAUUAGAUGGCUACAAUAUGAGGACAGAAACUCUUCUUUUUUUAAUGCCUCUGUUAUCCAACGUCGACAAAGGAAUCAAAUUCUAAAGCUUCAAAAGGAGGAUGGUACGUGGGUAGAGUCCGUUUCUGAAAUAGACAACUAUAUCCGAGAAUACUUUGAAAAUCUGUUUUCAAAUGUUGGAGUUAGAGACAUGGAGUCAGCUCUGUCAGUGGUAGAGCCUCUGGUUUCAAGGGAGAUGAACACUCUUCUUAUCAAACCAGUUACGGAUACAGAGAUCAAAGAGGCAGUGUUCCAAUUAGGUCCAUUAAAAUCUCCGCGGUCGGAUGGAUUUCCUGGUUUCUUUUACCAUACUUAUUGGGACACAGUGAAUUCUCAGAUCUUUAAUGUUGUCGGGAGCUUUUUCAAUGGUGGCUAUCUCCUAAAAGAAUUGAACCAAACAAAUUUGGUUUUGAUCCCAAAAGUCCCUCACCUUGAAAAAUUAUCGCAUCUUCGGCCAAUUAGUUUGUGCAACUUUAGCCUGAAGAUAAUUACGAAGAUUCUGGCCAAUCGUUUGGAGCAAGUCUUGGGCAAACUAAUCUCCCCUCAAUAGUCUGCUUUUGUUCUAGGAAGAAUGAUUCAAGACAAUAUUCUAGUUGCUCAUGAAACUUUCCACUCCCUUAAAAUCCUGAGGAGGGGGUACACCGGCGAUGAAAAUUAAGUUGGACUUCAAUAAGGCCUAUGACAGAAUUCAGUGGGAUUUUCUCUUAGCAGUAUUGGCAAGGAUGGGUUUUCACUCUAAAUGGAUCCAGUGGAUAAGGGAGUGUGUGACCACAGUCAGGUUUAGAAUUGUUGUCAAUGGGGCUAUUCAAUUAGCUAUAACUCCGUCCCGAGGUUUACGACAAGGGGAUCCUCUUUCACCCUACCUGUUUCUUUUGGUGUCCGAUGUGUUUUCCAAACUUCUCAGCAUUGGUUUGAGAUCUCGUGAAUUUUCCAGAUUAAAGCUUGCUAGACAUUGCCCAACUCUCUCGCAUCUUCUCUUUGCUGAUGAUGCUCUUUUGUUUCUUAAAGCGGAUCCUUAAGAAAGUGCUAACUUGCUGGACAUUCUCCGUACAUAUUGUGAGGCUUCGGGCCAAGUUAUCAAUUUUGAUAAAUCCAAUAUUACCUUUGCUUCAAAUGUCCCUCAGAACAUUCAAGAUGAGAUCUGUCAAAAAACUGGAAUUACCAAAGCUUCUUCAACUGUAAGUUAUCUGGGAUUGCCAUCUUCUUGGGGAAGAUCAAAGGCUGAAGCUUAUAGCUAUCUCCUUGAAAAAAUGUUAUCCAAGCUCCAAGGGUGGAAAGCAAAACUUCUCUCUUUAGCUGGUCGCGAAGUCCUUCUUAAGGCUGUUGCCCAAUCUCCCCCAUCGUACGUUAUGGCCUGCUUUGCGUUUCCCAAACAUUUUUGCGAAAAAUUGAACUCCUAUAUUCGUAACUUUUGAUGGGGAGGGGAUUCGGAGAGUAAAGGAAUUCACUGGGUAAAAUGGGAGGUUCUAACACUUUCAAAAUCUAAAGGAGGCUUGGGCUUUCGUGAUUUUCAUGAUUUCAACUUAGCUCUUUUGGCCCGCCAAGGAUGGCGGUUGCUUAAAAAUCCCAAUUCUUUUUGUGCUCGCAUUUUGAAGGGUAUAUAUUACCCUAACACUGAUUUUUUGCACGCCUCAAGCAGCCGAAGAGCAUCUUGGGCCUGGGCUAGUUUAAUGCAAGGAAGGAGUCUCUUAACUGAAGGCAUCCGUUGGCAAGUUCAUAAUGGUUUAUCCAUAUCUAUCUGGACUGACAAAUGGGUCCCAGGGCUUCCUGGUUUUAAGAUUGGCACAGUUCAACAUUUGGGGUGUAACCUUCAUAGGGUUGAGGAUUUGAUUAACAGUCGGAGAGAGUGGAACUUGCCUACUCUAAAUCAAGUCUUAUUGGCAGAAGAGGUAUCUGCAAUCAGGUCUAUCCCUAUUUCAGUGAAAGGGAGAGAAGAUAAUCUCAUCUGGCACAAUGAGGCAAAAGGAAUUUUCUCUGUUAAAUCGGGCUAUCAUUUAAAGGGCCAGGAGAAACGCAAAAGGGCUGCCUAUUGUGCUUCAUCAUCAUUCCAAGUCCCAGAAAAAGUGUGGAAAAUUAUUUGGCAUCUCCCCGUUCCACUGAAAAUUCACCACUUUUGGUGGCGGGCUUGCACCAACUCUUUAGCCACAAAAGAUAACCUUUAUAGACGUAAGUGUGCCCAAUCGAACCAAUGCCCUAUUUGUUGGAAAGCCCCAGAAACAGUGGAACAUCUUCUGUUUGGCUGUGGAUGGGUGCGAGCUGUUUGGUUUAGGAGCCCACUGAAUUUCAUAAUAAAUAUUGAGGAGGUUUCAUUAGUGUUGCAUUGGACUUGUGCAUUGGUAGAUUAACAGGGGACUCAAUCCUCUGCAUCUCAACUUUUGGGGCAGUUUGCAUGGUUGGGUUGGUUAAUUUGGAAGGGAAGGAAUGACUAUAUCUUCAACCAUGUUGGGGUAGAACCCUUAUCCACUUUAUUUCGCUUCCAGACGGGCACAGAAGAGUGGCUCCGAGCACAUCCCUUGACACCCUCUUCCAGCCUUCGUUCCACAAGGCCUGAGCUGCUUUUGGAUACUCAACUUGCUUGGCAACCCCCUCCUCCAGGAGUCAUAAAAAUCAACUGUGAUGUCGCAAUGGGAAUAGGCUCUGAUAAGGCUGUGGUGGCAACUGUGUUUAGAAAUUCUCAUGGUCAAAUUUUGGAUGGUUUUACUCAAAAAGUCAACAUCUCAUCUUCCUUCCUAGGGGAAGCAUGGGCCAUUCGAUCGGCUUGUUAUGCGGCUCGCGCCCACAACCUCUCUUCUGUUGAAAUAGAGGGGGAUAACAAAACUAUCAUCUUUCUGUAUGUCUCUGAGACUGAUCCUCCCUGGGAAGUUGCUGCCAUUAUUUAUGAUAUCAGAAGCUUGGCUCGGGAAGGGUCCUUUUUGUUUUCCUAGUGUCCGAGAGAGGCUAGCACAGCAGCCCAUUGGACGGCGAAAGCAAUGCACAAAGGAUUGCUUCCUGCAGACUGGGUUUCCAACCCUCCUUCUGGUUUAGUCGCCUGUUUGGCUUUUAGCUAGUCGUCGUUUUUUUUUUUGCUGAUGUACCUGAUCAAAAAAAAAAUAUAUAUAUAUAUAUAUAGUUGCCUAGUAGAAAGGCCAAAAUCAGCUAUUUCUUCUGGCAUUAGUUCAACGAAUACUACGACUUCUUUUGGGAGUCUGUUAAAA
Molecule: messenger RNA, 4457 nt
Organism: Camellia sinensis
Lineage: Eukaryota; Viridiplantae; Streptophyta; Magnoliopsida; Ericales; Theaceae
Source: RefSeq, a predicted model, not a curated record